Asterias rubens (European starfish) is the source of this 1264-nucleotide messenger RNA. Its product is annotated as probable RNA-binding protein 18. The transcript is spliced from 5 exons. Gene Ontology annotation, molecular function: RNA binding. NCBI's taxonomy places the organism in Eukaryota, Metazoa, Echinodermata, Asteroidea, Forcipulatida, Asteriidae. Bases 103 to 666 code for a protein of 187 amino acids. The record is from RefSeq and is a predicted model, not a curated record.
UCCAAAAUGGCUGAAUACAAUAAUUCGUUCGCCCUGUCACUUUUGUUUGUUGUCAGUUAAUUAGUGUCAGCUUCUUUGUUUAGUGUAGCUGUUUGGCAUGCCAUGGAGCAGAGUGAAAGACGGAGACUCUGGGUUGGGAACAUCGACGAAAAGAUAUCUGAAUACAGCUUGUUGAAGCUCUUGAGACGUCACGGUGAAAUCGCACAAUUUGACUUCCUUUUUCACAAGACGGGACCAAGUGAGGGCAAACCAAGAGGUUACUGUUUUGUCAGCUUUAAGACUCGGGAGGAGGCUGAACAUGCCAUUCAUGCUUUAGAUGGUAAGCUGGCACUGAGCAAGAAACUCGCUGUGAAAUGGGCCCACUCUCAGACAUCAAGCUAUAAGACACAAGAACAGCAGAUCGAGGAAGACAAGAAUACUCUUGCCCCGGACAAGCUCCCAAGUAGCUUUGGUGGCCACCAGGCUGCAGUGGCAGGCACAAGCACAAAGAAACACGCGUGCAAAAAUAGCAACGAUGCUAAGAUCCGAGCUAUCGAGAGUAAACUAAGACAGAUGGAGCGUGCCAGCAAUGACUUCAAUAUCGUACCAACGUACUCAGCUGCAAGCCAGCAGCAACCCAAAGGGAAAACUGAUGCCAAACGGUCCAAACCAUACGACAAGAGGUGACACUCGUUCAGAUGCACAAUAAAAACCCGUGUUUUAAGAGGGGUUCCGAGGUCAAAUUCAGUUCUGUGAAGAUAAAGAUAAUAUUUGAUAGAUGAUAAUUUGGCAUCGGGGUAAGGAAUAUUAUUUGAUUUUACCCUUACACUGAUGAUUGUUGGGACUGUAUCUUUGGUAGUUUCUCAAGUUCUGUGAAAAAAAAUUCGCAGGAUUAUACUUGUGUGGCAUUCAAACCCAUAAGUAGGCUACCCAAGACCUUUGCCAAUCUAGAACAGAUGUCUUACCAACUAGACCAGCGAGGUUUCCCGAUAGCUAGAGGCAAUCUUGAAACAUUUUCCCCACUUUCACAAGGACAAGGACUCUAUUGAUGGGAAAAUGAGUGCAUCACAAAACUGAGUUCGAUCUUGGCGCCCCAUCUUUAAUAAGGUAAUAAAAGGGUAGUUCUUAAACGGCCGUUUACAACCGGCAGGGUCGUUGCCGUGUGCCUUUAUCGCACAUUAACGGACCUGCAAGGGUUUAAACGGCAUUUUAAGAACGAGUCACUACUCUUUCAUUCCCAUUCAUAAAUGCCUUUUUGGUUAAAAGGCGUAAUAAAGUAAGAAAC